Messenger RNA from Paramuricea clavata, 321 nucleotides. The record is from the annotation of a GenBank genome assembly. Lineage: Eukaryota; Metazoa; Cnidaria; Anthozoa; Malacalcyonacea; Plexauridae.
CUGCACGUUUUACGCGCAAACUACCAGGCAGCAGUGUGGAGAAGGGCUGUGCUUGCAACUGCACAUAUACCGUCACCUGAUGGCCAUGGAUGGGAAGUGACCGACGGCAAUAUAAAAAUUAAAUGGCUGGGUUCAAAGCCCGCACCCGAAGAGGUCCUUGAGAUGCUGUCGUGUGUGUGCAAGAAGACAUGUACAAUUGAUUCAUGCUGCUGUUUGAAAGCUGGCCUUAAAUGUACAGAUAUGUGCUUAUUAGCGUGUGAACACAUGGCAAGUGAAGAUGACAUACAGGAUGAUGAUGACGACGAUGAAGGCAUUGACUAA